Messenger RNA from Juglans regia (Persian walnut), 936 nucleotides. RefSeq names its product class V chitinase-like. The transcript has 3 exons. The record is from RefSeq and is a predicted model, not a curated record. The coding region runs from base 1 to 936 and encodes 311 amino acids. Gene Ontology annotation, molecular function: chitin binding; chitinase activity. Gene Ontology annotation, biological process: chitin catabolic process; carbohydrate metabolic process. NCBI's taxonomy places the organism in Eukaryota, Viridiplantae, Streptophyta, Magnoliopsida, Fagales, Juglandaceae. Gene Ontology annotation, cellular component: extracellular region.
AUGGCUUUCAGUGCUUGUACUGAUUCUGUUGUGAAAUCCGGAUACUGGUUUUUCGGGCGUGACUUCAACUGGCCAGUAUCAAAAAUACCUUCCGAACUCUUCACACAUCUUUAUGCUGGCUUUGCCAAGGUCGACGAUGAUGGCACGGUCAGUACCGUUCUUGAGCAAUACUCGGAUCAAUUCCGAACCUUCACCGACACCGUUCGAGUACGAUGCCCUCAAGUGAAAACUCUUUUAUCCAUCAGUGGUGAAGGCUCUCCGAUAUCUCCAGUGGUGGCAGAUACAGAAAAGCGUCAAACAUUCAUAAGGACCUCCAUAGAACUAGCCUGGGAUUUGGGUUUCGAUGGUCUGGACCUCGGCUGGCUGUACCCCUCCAAUGACGACCAGAAGGACCAGCUUAGUCACUUCCUCAAUGAAUGGCGAUCUGCAGUGGACAAAGAAGUCAAGAAGACUUUACAGAAUUUUACAAAGACAAAGCCGUUGCUUCUUACUGCAGCAGUGUUUUACCAUUCGGUCAAUAAUACUUUCAAUUAUCCCAUUCAAGCUAUUAAUGAAAAGUUGGACUGGAUCAACGUACUGGCCAUUGACUUCUAUACUCCGAAGUCUGACUCAUCACCCGAGGAGACUGGACCGUAUAAGUAUAAGAAUGGAAUACUCAACCCGAAAUCCUUUUCUGGAUUCUUUGCACCGGCUAAUACAGCAAAGAUAGACCCCGUGGCCUACAGAGAUGUCCAGAAAGAAGUUGAACUCUGGAGGGGUAUUUAUGAAACUGUGUAUGAUAGCAACUAUAUUGCUGUUUACUGGCAUGAAAUUAAUGGGGAGAAAUGGAUUGAUUAUGAUGAUGCAUUGUGCAUCUUUGGAAGGGUAAGAGGGGCAAGGACUCGUAAUUUGGGCGGUUACUUUGCAUGGCAUCUGGCCACCGAUGACGACAAUUAA